Grosmannia clavigera kw1407 is the source of this 1671-nucleotide messenger RNA. RefSeq lists its product as uncharacterized. The record is from RefSeq and is a predicted model, not a curated record. The transcript has a single exon. NCBI's taxonomy places the organism in Eukaryota, Fungi, Ascomycota, Sordariomycetes, Ophiostomatales, Ophiostomataceae. Bases 1 to 1671 code for a protein of 556 amino acids.
AUGCCUUCCAGCAUUCCCUACGACCCCAGCCUGUCUCUGGGCGGCGUCAUCAACAUAAAGGCUCUGCGGGUUUUAGAGGACAUUUCGAACGAGCAGGCGCCGGUGGAUGCGGCACAGGAGCACUUGAACUCGCUCAUCAUGUCGAAGCGGAGCAUCGACAUGACGCGGACGGAGCUGUCGAACCUGGGCAUCGACACAUGCGACCUGGACAUGGAGAUUGAGCGGCUCAAUGGGGAGGUGCAGCGGUCGGCCGUGGAAUAUGCCAAGACCAAGAUUCGGGCGGAGGCCAAGAUUAAGGACUUGCGCGGAAAAGUCCGGACCGUACACACGCAGGUGGAGAGCCCGGUGGACUUUGUCAAGUCGCAGAUUAAGACGAUGCCGCUGUCAGCAGACUCGCUCAACAUGGACGUGCAGUACUUCACGUUGGACGACAACACGCAGAACGCGAAAUCGGAAGCGACCAAGGCGGGUGCUUACGCGUCAUCCAUCUCCAAGUUCGUGGCCAAGUCGACGUGCUGGAUGGGUGGUGAGGCAUCGCGGCAGAUGAGCCGAUCAGCACAGACGCAGGUGCACGAGCAGAUGAGCCGACACCGCAUCAUGGGUACGCUGGUCAUCUCAGCAUCGUGCACGCACAAAAAUGCGUCCAUCAUGGCGCCGCUGGGCCUUGACGUUGACAAGGGCAUCAAGGUAUGGAAUCGGCUUUUCCCUGGAGACCGGCUCGAUGUGACAAAUCGUCGUUGCAUGGUAGACCUGGCUCAUCAGAUGCCCAUAGUUCGUCCUGGAGGCCCCUGCGAGAACAAGUUCAGCAUUAUCUCGGGCAUGACGUUCGGGUCUAGCCUCGUUGGCAUGGUGCACAUCCUCAACAGCUCGACGACCAACGUGUCCGAGAGGCUCUCAAGCAUGGUCGAGACGUUGCAGGGUCAGAUGGACGCCGGCGCGUGGUUCCAGCGCUGCAAUGGUGGCUUCGGCGUGACGGAUACGAUCGCCAAUGAUGUCAAGAGUAUCAUCAGCUCGCACCAAGUCACGUCGCACGUCACCAUGGUCAGUAUGGGCACGAUUCCGUCGCUCGUGGCCAACGAGGUCAAGAUCGGCGUCGACAAAUUUGCCCAAUUCGAUCCCAAGUCGUCGCUCGAGGCCAUCGCGUCCAUCCACAACGCAACUGCCGCUGAUCAGGGUACCAUCAAGCAGGCCGCCGAUGCUGCCCGCAUCGGCCAGCAGAUGGUCACGCUCAAGGCCGGCGAAAUCAAGGCUGCCCUGACCGCCCUCUCUGAGAUUGAUGACGGCGCAAACAAGAUGCUCGACAUCAACUCCAUGAUGACCGCCCUUGAGGAUUACCUGCGCAAAGCCGCCGAAGGCUCCGCCGGUGUCCCUCUGACCUACUUCCUCAAGGAUGUCACCAAGGACAUGCUCGCCGAAUUGUGGGUCGCCAAGUACUUCCCCGGCGAGUAUCUAGUCAUCUGCUGCGAUGACGACGACCGCCACGAACGGGGGAAGGACAGGGGCCGGAACACCCACCUUCUCGGCUCUUCUAGCACUGCUGCCGCUGCUUCCGCAACGGCCUCUAGUAGCUCUUCUUCCGGUCCUACUCAAGGAAAUGGUAACUAUCGCUUUUCUGCGGGUGCGGGGGCUGCUGCUACUGCCUUAGGGGGUGAGGUGCUGAUGAGAGAAUGA